AUGGCAUGUUUGGGGUUCCUUCUCCCCGUGGGCCUCUUCCUCCUCUUCCUCCUCAGCGCUGUGGCCCGGGGGGAGUAUGCUGUGGUCCAUGUAGUGUCGGAGAGCUGGAGCAAGGAGUACUGUGUCCUGUUCAGCUCCGAGUACGUCACCCUGCCACGGGACCUGCACCACGCCCCACUCCUGCCCCUGCACGACAGCACCAGGACACCUUGGUGCCCGGACAAGGGCGCCUUCCACCAGGUGCAGCCCAGCUUCCCCAGCCAGCAGCCGCUCCGCCACGCCAUCGCCAUGGUCAGGAGGGGCAACUGCAGCUUCUACGCCAAGGGCCGGCUGGCUCAGGGCCGAGGGGCCCACGGGCUGCUCAUCGUCAGCCAAGCCAGCAGCCAGCAGUGCUCAGAUGCCUCGCCGGCCUCCAGGGACCCUCCCAAGCCCCUGCCACAGCUCACCAUCCCCGUCGCCCAGCUCCAGUACACCGACAUGCUGGACAUCCUCAGCCACACCCAUGGCGGCUCCAUCCGAGUGGCCUUGUACGCGCCCCCUGAGCCCACCCUGGACUACAACAUGGUAGUCAUCUUCAUCCUGGCUGUGGGCACUGUGGCUGUGGGUGGCUACUGGGCCGGCCUGACUGAGGCUGACCGGCUGCGACGGCGGCGGCGACGGGCCCGAGGAGGAGGAGGAGGGUGGCCAGGCGGUCGUCACCGGCGAGCAGUGGUGGCCGCUAAAGGAAAGGGGGAGGAAGAUGAGGACACCCCCGUGGACUUCACGCCGGCCAUUAUGGGUGCAGUGGUCGUCCUGUCCUGCUUCAUCAUGCUGCUGCUCUACUGCUUCUACGACCGCUCCGUCUACAUCGUCAUCGGGAUCUUCGGUCUGGGCUCGGGCACCGGCCUCUACAGCUGCCUGGCCCCGCUGGUGCGCCGCUUGCCCCAGCAGCACCGUCAGUGGUCCCUGGCCGGCUGCCGGGGCUGUCUGUCGCUGCCCAUGUUGCUGCUGGCCGCCCUGUGCACCGUGGUGACUGUCCUCUGGGUGGCCUACCGCAAUGAGGACAGCUGGGCAUGGCUCCUGCAGGACAUGCUGGGGGUGGCCUAUUGCCUUUUUGUCCUCCGGCGGGUGCGAAUGCCCACGUUCAAGAACUGCGCCUCCUUCCUGCUGGCCCUGCUGGCCUUUGACGUCUUCUUUGUCUUCGUCACCCCCGUCCUCACCCGCAGUGGUGAGAGCGUGAUGGUGGAGGUGGCCAUGGGCCCAGCAGAGUCCUCCAGCCAUGAGAGGCUGCCCAUGGUGUUCAGGGUGCCCAGGAUCAGCUUCUCGGCCAAGAGGCUGUGCAGACAGCCCUUCUCCAUCCUCGGUUUUGGGGACAUCAUGGUCCCUGGCUUCCUAGUGGCAUACUGUCACCGCUUUGACGUCCAAGUCUGCUCGCACCAGAUCUACUUCAUGGCCUGUACCUUGGCCUAUGCCCUGGGCCUGCUGGUCACGUUCAUGGCCAUGAUCUUCAUGCAGAUGGGCCAACCCGCCCUGCUCUACCUCGUCUCCAGCACCCUGCUCACCAGCCUGGCCGUGGCUGCCUGCCGCCAAGAGCUCAGGCUCUUCUGGACGGGCCAGGCCAGGGCCAAGAUGGCUGGACUCCACCAGGCCCCUGCGGCUGACCCCAAGCAGAAUCGGGAGAAUGCAACCAAUGUCCUGAUAGCCAGUGAGUUCACAGAGGCCACCGAGCCAGCGGCCUGGGACUUAGACAGCAAAUUUGGGGAGGAAUCCCCUGAGCGGCUCACUCUCUCUGAAGAGGAGACUCCCAGGGCAGACGGCCCCAGCGACAGCUCCGAGGGCUGGAGCGAUGCCAACCUGGACCCUGAGGAGCUGCCCGUGGUCUCCCCUGGGGUCUCGGAGGAGCUGGUGCCCGUGAUGCCGGUGGCCAUGCUGAUCCCCCUGGUGCCCCUGAUGCCACCCCCCUCAGAGCUGGGCCCCUUCCACGCCCAGGCCCAGGCCCAGGCCCAUGAGGCCAGCCUGCCCUGGACGGGGCUCCACAAGAGGAAGGGGCUCAAGGUCAAGAAAAGCAUGUCGGCCCAGGCUCCCCUAUGA
Molecule: messenger RNA, 2070 nt
Organism: Echinops telfairi (small Madagascar hedgehog)
Lineage: Eukaryota; Metazoa; Chordata; Mammalia; Afrosoricida; Tenrecidae
Gene: SPPL2C
Product: signal peptide peptidase like 2C
Exons: 2
Coding region: 1-2070 (689 amino acids)
Biological process (GO): membrane protein proteolysis
Cellular component (GO): cytoplasmic side of endoplasmic reticulum membrane; lumenal side of endoplasmic reticulum membrane; lysosomal membrane
Molecular function (GO): aspartic endopeptidase activity, intramembrane cleaving
Source: RefSeq, a predicted model, not a curated record